This is a messenger RNA of Dermacentor andersoni, 3174 nucleotides long. RefSeq lists its product as uncharacterized. The record is from RefSeq and is a predicted model, not a curated record. Lineage: Eukaryota; Metazoa; Arthropoda; Arachnida; Ixodida; Ixodidae.
AUUUCUUUGCACUCGCCGGCGUCCGUUUCGAACGCGGAUGGCACCGGCGGCGGCGAGGUAUCUGUUUCUAGCAUCGCUUCUGCCUCGCUAAUUGCCGCUAAAACCGAGUCUAGAAAUGGCUUGGCACGUCUCUCUAGCGUGGUUAGCAGCGGUGUCCUGCUUCGCGGCCACGGGUGAGCCUGUCGGACUACCGCAGUUCGUGGCGCCAACCGGUGUAGAACAAGGCGAACGUCAGUACAAAGCCGUGCUGGCUAAGAUACCCGAGUACGGCGCGUGCUGGAGUGAAGCGGUCGCACGGCUCGAACGGGGCUGUGACGAGCUCACCGAGGAGUUGCAGGGUCGGCUUGCACUGGCCUUCACAAGCUGCUUCCUGGAGAAGAUGGGCCAGCCGCCGAUUCGGUGUUCCGACUCCCAGCCGCUGUCGCGCUGCCCAGCUCUGGCCCGAUUUCUCGAAAAGCCCUUGGCCACCUCGUACACCCAGUUCUUCACCCACACGCAGGUGAUAUGCGCAUUCCUGCGCAGCCGUAAAUGGCAGGCGGAGGCGGCACGUACCAUCACCGAGCUGGGUGCGUCCAGCGUGCGCGCCACAGCCGAGCUGAGGCGUGCGGCCGAAACCCAGGCGCAGCUGGUGCGGCGGCAGCAGCAGAUGUUUGCUAACACUGAGCACCUCAGGCAGGAGCUUGUCAGCGCGCACUCGACGCUCCGCGAGCACCGGGAGAUGCUCGACACGAGCCUGCUUCGCCUGUCCUACGUGCAGGCAUUCUUUGUGGACCAGUUUGCGACGCUGCACUCGCUGGGAUACUAUGCCAUCGCGGUGGUCCUGUCCUUCCUCAUGACGGCCUCCAAGCGCACGGCUGGUGCCCGCCCCUGGCUGCUCCUGCUCUUCCUGAUUAACCUGCUGGCUGAGCGGUUGAUUGUCAAGUGGGCCUCUCUGGAUGCUAUUGACCGGGCUGCACCACUGGCGUCGGAUAGCCCCCUGGGCAUUCACAUUGGUCUGUGCCGCCGUCUCAUCUCCCUGUUGGCCCUCUGCGUAUACCUGUACCAGCUGUACACGUUCCGUGACUUGGCCACGCUCAACAAUCAGUUGCUGCUGGACCUGCAGGCCGAAAUGCGAAACCUGCGCACUUCCCACUCACCCUUGGGUAGCCCCCGGCAGGAGCAGGACCCCCGAACUGCCACCAUGUGGAGACCACCCGAGGAAAGUGCGUUCCGCUGGAUUCCGCUGAGCAGUGCCGCUGCUGCCUGCUUAUUCACGAACCACGCAGAAAGAGACUCGUCAGACUCGUCAACAGAAUCAUCAGAAUCGGAGGAGUCCGAUGCUGGCAUGUGGUCCCUCGACGAUUGGGACGACGACGAUGACGACGAUGGCAAUGACAGCAGCGAUGAGUAUGUCCGUUUCAGUGAUGACUGCAACAGUCGUGUGAGUAACAGUCCAUUUGUGGAAACGGAAACCAAGGACAGUGCUAGGUCAAAUACCGAGCGGGACUCAAACGCACAGUCGGAACGGGGGAGCCCAUCAAUGCUUGCGACCCUGGCCACAUCAUUGGCUCAGGCGACGCGACCAUGGUCAGUGGCAUCGCCCGAAUCGACUGCGGCGCCUAGCGGCGGCCGCUACAACCUCCGGCCGCGGCGGUCGCUCAAUUCGUCUAGCGACCUGCUACCGCCACCAUCCUUCGAUUCACCGAGUCGACGACAACGGGACUUGGCACUCCCCAGUCAGGCCAUCGAACGGGCCGCCAUCCUUUCGUCGGACGAAGAUUGAAUUGACAAGUUGUGACGUGCCUUGUGCUUUAAGUUGGCUUCUCUGCUGGACAGCAGUGGUGCGCGGACAAACAUUGUCAAGCCCUUCAAAGCGAGGGAUCCUGUGCUCACCUUGUGUGUUCAUAUUGUGCGGCGCGUUUUGUCUGCAGAGAAGCUGACCUAAAGAAUACGCAACUCGCCCGUGUCUAGCGUGUGUUUCAAUUUUCUGCCCGGUUCGAGAAGCGCUGUGGAUACAUUGUGGUUCGAAUUCUUCCAUACGACGAACAUUUCACUCGGACCUCAGCGCAGGAAUUUCGUUGCUUUUAUAAAUAUUGUGACAAGGGGUUGGCUCACUUAGACCAAGUUGUGGCAAUGUAGCCUCUGUCCGCACGCAUCUCAGACUAAAUCGGUACUGAAGAAACCGUCGGAGGGUGAGGGGAAGCCUACGCCGACACUCAGUUUUAACCAUUGGCACAAAAGCAAACUUCGAGGUAUAGUUUUGUAUCCACAUCAUCUUAUAUAACUGAAUGCGGUCAGGGAACUUGACAUUCUGAGUAUGGACUAGUUUAUUUGAAAAGCGGAACGAUUUUUAGUUGUUGACGCAGCCUGUCUUAGACAAAACAGCUAUGAAGACCAAUAAUCAGUUCCAGAAAAUUACUACAACAUUAUGUACAACGUGUCUUAUGACGCGACGAAUGCUGCACACGUUUGCGUAAAAUAUUAGUCACGUGCAUCCUUUACUGUGGUGAAGCCGAACCGGGUGCUAGCAAAAGCUUUGAACCAAUGCAAGAGUGCGUUGCUGUGAAGCCGCACUACAAGGCAACCUUAUCGUACGAUAUUUGCUCCUACUUUGCAAAUGUCUAGUUUUUGGUGAGGGCAAUGCACACGAAAAGAGAACAUGUCCUCGCGUUUACAGAGAUCUUGCGCGAAAAGAGUGUCUGCUUGUGAGGAACUACCGUUGUAGUCGUAACGGGCACCUGUCUUCCGCGCGUAAAGAACAAGCUUGUCUUUUUCUUUCUUUUCAUUUUUGUCUGUUCGAGCAAGUUCUGGGCGCUGUCUGAUAGCUGCACCUUUCAGUAUGUGUGAGGAAACUUUCCUUUGCGGCUGUCCGAACCUUCGUGUGACUUGCAUACGUGAUUUUUUAUUGCAUUCCUGUUUUACUUCGUGACGACUAUAUUUUAUUUGUCGAACGUAGGUGCAGCUUAGCUUUUCGCAUUCUCGUCGUAGAGAAUGGGAAAGCGAGGAAUGACGAUUUUCAAAGCGCCGUCUGUUUCUUUCACCCGUACGCCACUUUUUGUGAUGUGCCUAUAAUCGUACUUUUCUGAAUCUUUGAACAACCACGUUUUGCAGCGAUAGACCGUGUUCUUUUGAGUUCUCCGCUGCGCCAGAGGCGGACUUUGUUGUGCGAAAUAAAGUGAUCUAUUGUUUUUCUCA